AUGAAAUUUGGUCCACCAGUAUAUGGUGAACGUAUAAGUGAAGAAGAAGAAAAUCGUAACCUUAUGGAAUUAAAAUCCCUAUCUACGGAUUAUGCCCGUAAAGAAAGAAAAGAGGGUACUGGUCCUCACUUCAAAACUCAGGCUGCUACUGCAGCUUCGGCGCUUGGAAAAUAUGCUGCGGCUAUCGGACAAGAACGUUCAAAGAAUCCUACAGAAUUACUUGGAGGCCUUCCUCAUAUUGAUAAUGUUGAUAAAAAAGCUUUACUUGACAGAUUGAGAAAAGAAGUUAAAGUUAGACAAUCUAAUGAAAUGAAUGAAAUGCUAAGAGAAGUUCGUAGUGGUGUAGCCUCUCAUGUGCAGUCUGCUGUUGACAAAUUGAAACAAAUAGUGAUGUUCUCAUAG
Funneliformis geosporum is the source of this 402-nucleotide messenger RNA. Lineage: Eukaryota; Fungi; Glomeromycota; Glomeromycetes; Glomerales; Glomeraceae. The record is from the annotation of a GenBank genome assembly.